Molecule: messenger RNA, 768 nt
Organism: Sesamum indicum (sesame)
Lineage: Eukaryota; Viridiplantae; Streptophyta; Magnoliopsida; Lamiales; Pedaliaceae
Source: RefSeq, a predicted model, not a curated record
AUGCAGUGGAUGAAGGGAGGUGAUCAAUGCUCCCGAGUGUUCUUUCGGAAGAUUGCCCAACGAAGAUCAACAAGAAGGAUCUUCCAGAUCAACGAUGACCCGGGAUCCACUCACACUGAUCCAGAAGAAGUUAUUAAUGAGUUUGUCACAUAUUACCAGAACCUACUAGGGGGAGACAGACGACGAACAGGUGUUGAUAUUCAAACUCUUAGACCGUGGGCUAGGCACAUUUUGAGUAAUGAGGAAUCUACCACUUUACUGUUACCGUUCACACCAGCAGAUGUCAAACAGGCUGUUUUUGACAUUGAUGAGGACAAGGCCCCAGGCCCGGACGGAUACUCAUCGGGCUUCUUUAAAGCAGCAUGGCCUAUAGUUGGACAGGAGACUUGUAUACCUCCUAGAUGUGCUCUGAAAGUCGACAUCCGGAAGGCAUAUGACACAGUGGAUUGGGAUUUCUUAAUAGCAGCCAUGGAGAUGUUUGGGUUCCCUAGUACUUUUGUGAAGUGGAUUGAGGAGUGUGUGUCAACACCUUCAUUCUCUGUUGGACUAAAUGGGAAGCCCCAUGGAUUCUUUCGAGGAGCCAGAGGACUGCGGCAGGGUGACCCUUUAUCACCCUACCUAUUUGUGCUUGUGAUGGAAGUUCUGCACCUGGGUUUCUUGCAGUUGAUUGAUCAGGAGGAGAUAUUUUCCUAUCAUUGGAAAUGCGAGGCAGCCAGGAUAUUUCAGUUGGAGAUAUUUCGUCGUCUAGUACCUCCUAAGAGGUUCUGA